AUGGCGACGGCUUCAGAGCCCAAAUCUGCUGUCGGAAAGGUUCGAUUCAUACCUCUCAGCUUUAAUCAAGCCGACUCAAACACCUCAGCUCUGCGCCUUAUCUAUACUCUCAGGCCGGAAUGGGAGAAUAACGGCGGGAAGGUCGAAUUAGUUCGCUUUACAGAUGGAAUUACAAAUACGUUAUUGAAGCUCGUGAACAAGAGACCAGGUCUAUCGGAGGAGGAGAUAGAUAGUGAGGCUGUUUUGCUGAGAGCAUACGGCCAGGGUACCUCUCUGAUAAUUGAUCGUGAGAGGGAGACUCAAAAUCAUGAAUUGCUCAUGCAGCACAAUCUUGCCCCCCAAUUACUAGCUCGAUUUCAUAAUGGGAUGCUGUAUCGUUUCAUUCGAGGAACAGUGACACAGCCAGCGGAUCUACGGAAAGAAGACAUAUGGCGUGCAGUUGCCAGACGUUUGGCGGAAUGGCACGCCGUUGUUCCUUGUCUACCAUCCUCUCGAGAGCCCCUAGCGACAGAGGUCACAGGAAGUGAACAGCUCGGAAUCUCCGCACCAACCCCGAGUAAGAAGGAUCCAGCGUUGCAGCAAGCAAUUGACAAUGUUGCACCCGGAAAGCUUGCUCCUAAUGUUUGGACAGUUAUGCAAAAGUGGAUAUAUGCACUUCCAGUUACAUCCGAUGCAGAAAAGACCAGACAAGCCAACUUGCAGAAGGAGUUAAUGCGCCUGGUUGGCGAGUUCAGUAAUCGGCCUGGUCUGGGGGAAAAUAGUCUGGUAUUCGCUCACUGCGACCUAUUAAGUGGUAAUGUGAUCAUACAGCCACGCUCCGCAGGAGUCACGAAGCCCAGUAUGCCUGCGACUGUCAGUUUCAUCGACUACGAGUAUGCAACACCCUCUCCUGCGGCGUUCGAUAUCUCAAACCAUUUUGCUGAGUGGGGCGGAUUUGAAUGCGAGCAUGGUCUUCUGCCAACCCAAUCUCAGCGACGUGACUUCAUUCGUGAAUAUAUACGAAGUUACUUCGCCCAUCUAGAUCAUGAUAAGGAGUUUGACGAAGAAGCCGAAGUCGACAAGCUCUUCAACGAGAUCGAUACCUUCCGCGGAAUCCCUGGAUUUUACUGGGGAAUAUGGGCCCUGAUCCAAGCUACUAUAUCACAAAUUGACUUCGAUUACGCAUCGUACGCAGAGGUCCGAUUGGGGGAGUACUGGGCAUGGCGAGCAGAGACAGAUGGCAGCAGGGCUGCAGCAGGGAAAGAGAAACCUCUGAGAGAACUGAGAUGGGCGCAGGAGGCGUAG
Messenger RNA from Lachnellula hyalina, 1284 nucleotides. RefSeq names its product Ethanolamine kinase (gene Etnk1). The record is from RefSeq and is a predicted model, not a curated record. Gene Ontology annotation, cellular component: cytoplasm. Gene Ontology annotation, molecular function: ethanolamine kinase activity; choline kinase activity. NCBI's taxonomy places the organism in Eukaryota, Fungi, Ascomycota, Leotiomycetes, Helotiales, Lachnaceae. Bases 1 to 1284 code for a protein of 427 amino acids. The transcript has 2 exons. Gene Ontology annotation, biological process: phosphatidylethanolamine biosynthetic process; phosphatidylcholine biosynthetic process.